This is a messenger RNA of Paramuricea clavata, 303 nucleotides long. The record is from the annotation of a GenBank genome assembly. Lineage: Eukaryota; Metazoa; Cnidaria; Anthozoa; Malacalcyonacea; Plexauridae.
AUGGCGUCACGUAUGGAACCAUUCGAAAGCACCUGCCCCCCCAAUGUCGAUUCCAUCUCCGCUUCUCUACGCUUGUACCGCGGACACCUGUCACGUGUCAUAAAGUCUUCCGCCAAAGCAACAUCAGACUUCAUGGACUCUCAAGACAGUGCCUCGCUAACGGAAAAGAAAGACAACAUUCGAAAAUAUUUCAGAAGGAUCGAAAACCUCACCCUCAUCCUGCAAGAUAUCGACCCGGACAACGCCCCAAAAUACGAUGCGGACCUCGUCUUUGAUGGAGAGAGAAGCGACGAAGCAAUCCAC